Symbiodinium necroappetens is the source of this 345-nucleotide messenger RNA. NCBI's taxonomy places the organism in Eukaryota, Dinophyceae, Suessiales, Symbiodiniaceae. The record is from the annotation of a GenBank genome assembly.
AUGCUGACGGGGCGAGAGGGUCACAACGCUGCUGCAGUGAACGGACUGUGGUACUACUGGAGAGUCAAGGGCGGCAGGCUGGCAUUUCAGCGGCAGAUCGUGCUCCCCAGUGCGGAAGAGGACGGCGAUGAUGGUCCAUCUCCACAGCUUCUUCGUCUCUUCCUGUACUACGUUCCUCCGACGGAUGCCUUCGUCAUCAGCGACUCUUGCGAUGCAACAGUCGGCUCGAUUAUGGCUGAUUGCGGGCCGAUCGGCGAAGGCAUGGACCUGGAGCAGAACUGGCGUGUGUGGGAUGGAGGUGGCUGGAAAGAGGACCGCAACGUGGAGGCUGAGAUCCGCGUCCCC